Folsomia candida is the source of this 1773-nucleotide messenger RNA. Its product is annotated as intraflagellar transport protein 81 homolog. Gene Ontology annotation, molecular function: tubulin binding. The record is from RefSeq and is a predicted model, not a curated record. Bases 1 to 1773 code for a protein of 590 amino acids. Gene Ontology annotation, cellular component: centrosome; intraciliary transport particle B; cilium. NCBI's taxonomy places the organism in Eukaryota, Metazoa, Arthropoda, Collembola, Entomobryomorpha, Isotomidae. Gene Ontology annotation, biological process: intraciliary transport; cilium assembly. The transcript has 8 exons.
AUGGAAGAAAACAUCAAACUCAUUGUCGAAGAGUUAGAGAAUGCUCCUUUCAAUAAAAAGUACAACGUGUCGUCCUUCACCUCAUUAAAUGAACCUGCCUUGUCGGCCUUGUUCCACGCCGUUCUCUCUGAGAUCGACCCAAACAAGUAUGGCGACGAGUGUCGCAACGACCCGUCCUUCGUUCAGAGCCAGCUGCAUGUCCCUCGAGUCAUGGAGCUCCUACAAGUCCUUCAAUACUGGACGGGGGGAACCACUACUGAACAUCCUGACAUGACUCACGAGGCUUUGCUCAUUCCUGUGAAAGAGACCGUUUGGGACAUCAUGGGCUGGCUUCUUUUGCGAAAAGAGAAAUUAAAGGAACGGGCUUAUCUGGCCCAGUUCCUCGUAAAAGUUAAGGUUCCAGAGGAAAUGCUCAUGGACGUGCGAAUGGCGAAUUGUUAUGAACAGUAUGAGAGACAAAUGGAGUUGUUCAAGGAGACGCAUAAGAAAUUGAAAGAUAUGCAACAAAAGAUGAUCCAGAAACCUGUCGACGAGUUGAAGAAAGAUACCGAGAGAAUUGAUCAUGACAUUGAAUGUCUCAGCAGAAAAGUCGAAACUGCCAAGAAUAAGUUUAAGGAUUAUCCUCAUCAUGCUGAGUGCUUAUUACAAGCCAGCUUGAUUCGCAAAGAGCGCAAAAUCAAGAUGGGACUCAGAAUUCAGAUUAAUGAAGAUAAAAAUCGUCUGGCUGACUUGGAAAACAAGGAGGAAAUUUUGUCCUUUCAAUUGAACGACUUGAUUGACUUUAACGAGGACAGGGACCCCGAAACUGCAAUGAAUCGUCUCGAACAGGACUCUGAAAUCUUGAAGCACAUCGUGGAAGAGAAACUACCACGUCAAAUCUUGCUCGCCAAGAGGAGGGUCAUGGCCUUGAGAGUCACAGAGUAUAACCCACCAACCUCAACUUUGGACUUACAAUUCCUGAAAGACAGGCUGCAGGAAUCCUCGAAACAAAUGUUGAAGGCCAUUAAUGAUUCUUCCACCUCAGCAUCUCCGUCUCAUGCCGUCCCCAUGUUAAAUUACGCUAGGGAUCAGUUUAUCAAAAGCCAUGAAAAGAAAAUGGCCCUUGUUCAAAGUCUCCAGCUAAUGAGGGGAGAUUACAGCGACACGCUGAAACUUUUAGAAGAGAGGCGUGAAAAACUAGGGACGGCUUGCAGCUCUUUCGGAGGUGGCGAUGACGACGCUGGAAGAAGAAGGGUCCUUCGCCCCGAAGGAUUCAAGUCCUACGUUCACUCCAUGCGGACAAAGACGAGUCGCUACAAGGAGAUGAGGUCAGAGUUGCAAUCCCUUCAGGCCGAGUUGGGAAACCUGUCUGUAACAAAAUACAUCUUGGAAGGGGAACUCAAAUACAGUGAGGAUGACUUGAGGGCGAUUGAAGAGCAACUCGGAAUAACCCCCACAACAGGACUUCAAUCAGUUCAGUCUCAGCUGGAACAUAUUUCCGAGACCAAGUCUCAAAUGGACAAGAGAAAGCUGGACGGAAUUCAUAGCAUGGCGAAUAUGGCGAAAAAUGUCAAUUCUCAGCUAACUGAUUCUGGAAAACGAUGGCGUCUCAUUCUGACAGAGGUCAACGAUGCACGAGAUGCGACCAUCCGUGUGAAAAAGAAUUUCGAGGCAGCGCGUGCAACGAAGGAGGCGCAAGUUGGACCCUUGCUCAGAGAAAUUGCAGAUUUAGAAAAAGUACGUCUCUCGGAACGAUCUUUGGACAACUGUUGUUUAUUAAAAACCAAUUUUUAG